Lontra canadensis (Northern American river otter) is the source of this 1361-nucleotide messenger RNA. It is a transcript of the gene SPRYD7, whose product is annotated as SPRY domain containing 7. The coding region runs from base 90 to 833 and encodes 247 amino acids. The record is from RefSeq and is a predicted model, not a curated record. Lineage: Eukaryota; Metazoa; Chordata; Mammalia; Carnivora; Mustelidae. The transcript has 6 exons. Gene Ontology annotation, molecular function: protein binding.
GGGAGGCGGAGCGGAGGCGUGGGGGCGGAGUCGCCGCGGUCUAGAGGCGGCGGCUUGCGAGCGGCGUCGGAGUCGGUGGUCUUGGCGCCAUGGCCGCCUCGGUGUUCUGCUGCCUGCGGUGCUGCAGGGACGGCGGGACGGGACACAUCCCUCUGAAGGAGAUGCCGGCGGUGCAGCUGGACACGCAGCACAUGGACGCCGGCCGGCUGCACCUCGGCCCUGUUCUGUGUUCAAGGCUACGCAGCCCUGUCUGCUCCUGUCAUCGGGAGCUGGUUGUGUGCACCUACCCACCCAUUUUCACUGGAAUCUCGGAGCAGCCGCCUCCCGAGACUCGUCAGCUGUCCCCAGGAACAGAUGUUGUCAUUGUAAAAAAUGGAAGAAGAAUAUGUGGAACGGGAGGCUGUUUAGCCAGUGCCCCUUUACAUCAAAACAAAAGCUACUUUGAAUUCAAAAUCCAGUCCACAGGAAUAUGGGGUAUUGGCGUUGCAACUCAGAAAGUUAACUUGAAUCAGAUUCCUCUUGGCCGAGAUGUGCAUAGUCUGGUGAUGAGGAAUGAUGGAGCCUUAUACCACAACAACGAGGAGAAAAAUAGGCUGCCAGCAAACAGUCUUCCACAGGAGGGAGAUGUGGUGGGUAUUACAUAUGACCAUGUAGAAUUAAAUGUAUAUUUGAAUGGAAAAAAUAUGCAUUGUCCAGCAUCAGGUAUACGAGGGACAGUGUAUCCAGUUGUUUAUGUUGAUGACAGUGCAAUUUUGGAUUGCCAGUUCAGUGAAUUUUAUCAUACUCCUCCACCUGGUUUUGAAAAAAUAUUAUUUGAACAGCAGAUCUUCUGAAUGUAUUUGUUUUUGAAACUUGUGUUUCUGCACUUUUAAGAGUGUUUACCAUUUAAUAAAGCUUUACCUGACCUGUAGAUGAAAAUAUAUUCUUAAAAAUAUGCUUGUUAAUGUUGUUCAAGGAACCAGUGUAUUCAAGAUACCAUCUGGAAGUUGUGAUUUGAAAUACUUCUGUUUUGUGAGAUGAAAUCAGCAUUUGGGGCAGUUUAUUUAAUUCUUAUUUAAAUAAAUAUAACUAUGGGUUUGAUUAACAGUAUUAAGUGGAAAUAUGUAUAUAGAUAUUUAAAAGGGAAUCUUUCUUACAUAAAAUAUUUGUUUUUAUAAUAGAGAUGUAGAGUUGGGUGGGUUUUUCUCAUUCUGAAAUUUAGACCUCAUUAACUAUUUUAAGUCUGCAGUCUAAUUUGUGUCUGAGUGUUCUUUUUUAUAUAGAGUAUAACAAAGAGAUAGAAAAUAUAUUAUUGGCAACUUCUUUUUUGGUGAUUUAUUUACAGUAAAGUGUACCCCUUUUCAUAAACUUUAAAUUGCUUA